Aplysia californica (California sea hare) is the source of this 8272-nucleotide messenger RNA. Its product is annotated as transmembrane protein 184B. The record is from RefSeq and is a predicted model, not a curated record. Gene Ontology annotation, biological process: transport. Gene Ontology annotation, molecular function: transporter activity. Lineage: Eukaryota; Metazoa; Mollusca; Gastropoda; Aplysiida; Aplysiidae.
AUUUACAAUUCACCCAAACGUCACUUCCGCAUUCGCCAUUUUCUUCUACUCAUAUUAUUUAUUUACUCACACUCGUACGAUUGCAAUAGCCUUCACAGAGAUAAUUUUCACACAGCUAUGACAUGAUAAUGGAGUCCUGCCAUUAGGUCAUAAUGAGUAACACCACGCUGUCACCGUUGCCAACGGCACCCACAGCCCCUGCAGGAUCCAGCCCUUCUACCGUGGUUCCAGUCACUAGUGCUGAAACCAACAGCACCCCGGCGACUUACAAUGUCACCCAACCCCUCAUCUUCCUGCAGACAGCUGCUGCCCAGGGGAUUGCUGGGACAUUUGCAUUUGCCGCAAUAUUGAUAACAGUACACCAGCAUUUGUCAUCUACAGUUUCCUCAGCCUGUGCUAUGAGUACCUGGGUGGGGAAGGCGCCAUCAUGUCAGAGAUCAGAGGAAAACCUAUUCAGUCAAGUUGGCUGUCGUGUACGUGCUGUUUUGCAGGUCGACAGUACACCAUUGGAUUCUUGCGCUUUUGUAAACAGGCCACGCUGCAGUUUUGCUUCAUCAAGCCCAUCAUGGCAAUUCUGACACUGCUGCUGCAAGCUUUUGGCUACUACAAGGACGGAAACUUCUCUCCUGCAAGUGGCUACCUGUACAUCACCAUCAUCUACAACAUCUCGGUGUCCCUGGCGCUGUACGCUCUCAUCAUGUUCUACCUGGCCACCAAGGAGCUGCUCAGCCCGUUCGAUCCAAUUCUCAAGUUCUGCAUCAUCAAAUCGGUCAUCUUCCUCUCCUUUUGGCAAGGAGUUGUUCUGGCCAUUCUUGAGAAAGCGGGUGUGAUUGACCCAAUCUACUCUCACAACGGCACACAGCGUGUGGGUGUGGGUACUGUAUCUGCCGGCUGGCAGAACUUUUUCAUCUGCCUGGAGAUGUUCAUGGCGUCAGUGGCUCUGCGCUUUGCAUUCCCACACAGUGUGUACAGCACGGGCCCGACCAGCACACAUGGACGCACUGUGUCCCUGCAGUCUAUCUCCAGCAGCCUCAAGGAGACCAUGAAUCCGAGGGACAUCAUGCAGGAUGCGAUCCACAACUUUCACCCCCAGUACCAGCAGUACACUCAGCAUGGGAUGAAGCCCUCGGAGGACGACCACCAGGACAGUGGCUGGAGCACGGAGCACUACCAGUACCAGCAGCAGCGACCCGUUUCCAAUGGUAACACCCCCGCCCAAGCUACUGGCACCACCCCGGCAUCGUCGGCUCCUGGCCCUGGCAACUCGGCCCCGGCCAACCAGUCCCAGGCUCAGGCAGGAUCGGGCGGUGCCCACCCGGCGGCCGCUGGUGGUGGAGGUGGCGCUACUGGCGGGGCGAAGAAGAGCCGCUUCAAUGAGAAAACGACGCUGCUCAACUCUGAUGACGAGUUUCAGGACUCCGAUUCAGAUUUUUAACAUACAAAGUUUUUCUGAGCUGCAGAAGAUAUGCGUAAGUGGCUUGAACUCGUUUCCCUGUUUGCCUGCCUGACAUUGGCACACGCCAAGAGACAGAUCUGCUUGAAGCAUUUUUUUUCCUCCUGAGUGUUUGAGACAUUUUUGCUCACAGAAACUGUCUGUCUGUCUGUGCUCACUAUUGGUGGCAUGCAGCGUGUGCAUUAUGUCAGUCGCAAGUUUUUUUGUUUGUUUAUGUUUUUGUUGUUUGUAGUCACCCACAAGUGAUGUGCAAGACUCCAGGGGGCCAUGUUAAUAAUGAGUGAGUUGAACGUGCGCUGUAGGUAAACUGACUUCCCACUAUGCUUUUCUGGGUUGUUUGUUGGUUUCCGUUGUAUGUAAGACCAACUCACACAUUAUUUAUAUGGCUCCCAACCUUUUCUAGUUUGUUUUUCUUGACUACAGCGUCAAAAUCCUUUGUUUCUGCUGGUAUUUUGUGCACUACACCCUUAGACACAUCAUUCCUUCUCAGCCUGUUGUUGCCCAUAUAUACAUAUCCUUGUUUGAACCUGAUCUGCAUUUUUGUCCUGCCCUUUGUUUUUGUCAGAAGAGUUUGGGUUUAUAAAAAUCUCAGUGAUGUGUGCGUGCUGAUACAGAGCAUUCCAUAGCAUCUGGUUACAAUUUUUCUCAUGAAACUGCCACUGGUUUCAUUUGUGAUUUGCUAAGUUUUGACUACUAUUUUUAUUAUUGCUUCUGUAAAAAAAAAAUGUUCGAACAGCACUGCAUUUUCGUUACUUCUUUUCCGCAUGAAAAAAUAUUGAAUGCUACGCAUGACAUAUGAUGUUCAACUCUGACAGACCUAUUGGCUUCUAACCUUAUUACUUGAUUAUCAUCCUGAAUGACAAAAAAGAGUGUUUACCAGGCAGUGUGUUUAGGUUCUCUAAAGCGGUGUGGUGCAAAAGUCUGAAGUUUAUUGUAGUUUAUUUAGGAAAACGUUUGAACCAAGUUCACUUCCACAUAUAGACUAACAGGUCGAUGAUACUGAAACAUUUUUCCUUUUUGGAUUGCUUGUUGAUCCGCCCUUCUGCAUCACAUGCUAUUAGUUUAGAAAAGGUGGAGACAUACGUGUGUCUUCCCUUCUGGAAGUUUUAUACAUUUGUUUAUGAGAUUCCACAGUUCCGAAGGGGUGGUAGGAAUUAUACGCUUAGAUAUAUAUCGAUUUAAAUGACAUGCCUGGUUUUCCCUCCACAUUGUCAUCUAGUAGUAAGACCAUGCUGAGAGACAGGCUGUCCUCAAACACAUCAAAAUAACUCAUUCAUGCACUUCAUCCUUCUCAUUAAAAAAAACCCAAACACUCGUGAUCAUGAACAGAAAACUUUGUGUUUUUGCCCACCAACCCUGAAUUUUGUGUGGUUCUGAAAAUCCAAAUGGUGUUGUGGUAUUUCAGUGUCGUCUCAUAAGUCUUGUGAUUGGCUGUGCGUGUCAGUAUCCUUGUGCACUCAGUGGCAUGGCCUACUUCUGUAGUUUAUAGAUAUUUAUAGUCACCCAGUCUAUAAAAUGAUGUUUUCUUGUAAUUAUUAACUAUAUUUCGUGUGGACAUGAUAUUGUCAUUGUUAGAAAUAAUAAUUCUUUUGUGCUUUCAGACAAGUAACGAACAAAAAAAAGAUUUGAUGCUAUAUUUUAUUCAUAUAUGUAAAUUCGUUAUAAGAAUCAAACUUUUUUUUGAGUAAAGAAUUUACAAAUAAUUACUUUAAUGCCUAUUUUUUUUGUGUGACAUCUAGGGUCGUUUCAUCGUUAGAUUUCUGUGAGUGAAAGAGUGGAAAGCUCAAAUGUCCGUGAAAUAUUAGUCCUUUCCUGUAAUCAUCUUGUUAGGUGCACUGAGGUGUUAGAUCACAUUUGCAUUAAGCUGCUACGAGUAGUAGUCCUAACUUAUUAAAUCCGUAUAAUUACUUGUUUUCUCCUGACAAGAUCCCACACAUUGUGAUCCAUAGUACUACCCAACCCACCCAUCCCAUCCCCUCAAAUUAUCAGCAUUUUUGUCUCCCCAUUGUAAUUUGCUGUCAGAAAAUAUUGUAAUAUCAGAGGGCAUGUUCAUAGCUUGUUAAGUUUGAUGUUCUGAUGAUGUCAUUGGAUGUAAAUCACAAAAAAAGCUUAUUGGUUUAAAAACAAAUUUGCUGUUUUUAGUGAUAGCCUCUAUGUGCAUACCUGGUGGGACCCACUAAAUGUGUAGAUGUCACACGGGGAAUUGAUGUUUACAGCAAGUUGAGGAAGUAGUUACUGCAUGUCACGUGGACACAGAUUAGUCAAGAGUGCUUAAAAAAUUAAGAGGGAGACAGCACUACGAUUCUCACCCAACCAUUGGCAUGAAAAUAUUCCAUUCAAGGCUCAUGUAGAAAAGGAUAAUUCAGUGAAUCAUCCAGUUCCAUCAUCGUCACAUCCUGUUGAGCAGAUUAUUGUAAUGAAGAUGGCCCCUAAAAGUAAAAUUGAGGGUUUUGAGACAUAAAUGAGAGAGCCGCUUCUUGAUCUAUGUCCAUUGUCUUGUGUCACUUGCCUCUGUGUGCAUUGAGCUGUCACAUCAACAUUUUGUCAUUGUCUUUACUGUACUCUGAUUUGAAGUUUUUUUGCAUGCGUUUGUCGAUAACUUUUGUUUUGCAAGUUGACAUAUCUCACACUAAAAUGCAUUUUAUGUUUUGCCAAUAACGAUAAAUAUAUAAAUAUAUAUUUUCUUUAGAAUGAAUUUUAUUGCCAACUGUUUGAAAAAUAUCAUUACAUAGUUGCUCUGGCAAAAUAUGUUUUGUGUAAUUUAAUGCCUCAUGCUUCAGUCCUUGUUCAAAAUGAUUAUGUUUACUAGUACAGAGGCCUGAUCAUAUCAAAUAUGAAUGGUGACUAUUACGGUCCCCCUUUCCUCCUGCAUCCCUCUCCCUCCCUCUCCUCCCACCGACACACACCAACGCAAUCCCCUUUUACUUAUAUUUUGAUUAGAAAAAAAUAAUAUAAGCAAGGGUAUUUGUCUUUCUGUUUCUAAAAAAUGAGGCUUAUCUCAGAAAUAAUGACUGUAUUUGCUUUUGCUAUUUAUGUAAAGGUCCUCUGUAAGCCUGGACAGCUCUCAGCUUGAAUGUCUUGGGCUGGUGUGUUAUCUGAUGUAUGUGGUAGGUUUCACCAUUGUGAAAAGGAAAACUUUUGAGAAAACUAUUCUGCCUCCACAUUAACAAGUUAUCAGACAUUCACUAAACAGGUGAUUAUUACAAACGUUUCGGGGAAAACAUACAUUUCUAUGAUUAAAAUGAUAUUUGCCAGUUACACUUGAACAUUUACAAAAAUUGUAAAACUUUUUCUUGGAUAUAGUCUGUUUAUUUGCGUUUCAUUUUGAACUACUGCUUAUAAAUUCUUUCUUCCCCUUGUGUUGAUUUUCUUUUGUUUUAUCAUACCAGAAAUGGAAUGCCUCAAUGUGUAGAUGUAGGCUAUCUCUGUUCUCUUGUUAGGUAGAAAAUCUUGAUGUGUAUGUGUAAUAAGUUCAGGAGUGUCCACUCUGUCAUGGAAUUUAAUGUACUGCAGACUGUAAUUCGAAGCAUUGUUGAAAAUUGCUGGUCUUUUGUUGAAAAUGUUGCUACUUUCAUUAGGCUCUCCUUUUUGUAUAGAAUUUUUGUAAUAGCCAAAGGAUUGGACUUUUUAACAGUUAUGUAAAUGGCUCGCUUCUGUUGGGUAAUAAAAGCAGUCUUCAGGAUAGGGGUUGAUUGUAUUUUUCUUUUUAGAAAGCCCAGGUCUCUCUAUUUAUUUUGAGUUUAGAGAGAUACUCAGAUUUAGUAUUCUUUACUGUUCCAUUGAGGAUUGUCUGAUGAGUAGGCUAUAAUUCGCUACUAAUUUUUUUAAACAAAAAAAUAAAGCACCCAACUUGUCAGUAGAUGUUAUCUCCUUGGAAGUGAGUUUUUCAGAAUGUUGCUUGAAUUGUUUUCUCUAUACCACAGACUUGUUCAGUUGUUUCUGUGUUGCAGCAAUCAGCUCAGACAAAGUACUUAUUAUUCUUACUAUGGCACCUCUUGUUCUCAUGUCUGAUGUGCAGGUGAAUGAAGCACACAAACUGACAAUCUGCCAUGUCAUUGGUGCAGCCAAGUUUAUUCAUUCUUUACUGCAGUUGAUUGUGUCUAGUCAUGAAUGCCUUCUUUCUUUCCUCUGAACAAGAAAUAUCUUAUUUACAAAGUGGAACAGAUAUUAUUUUCAUAUUUUCACCCACUGCUGAGCUGUCCAUGUAAAGAGCAGUUUGUUACACAUGGAACUCUGUUGUGUCUUUAUGCCUACCUAUUAUUUUUUUUUUCUGAACGUGUGUACUUAUUUAUUCUUCUCAUGUACUUAUUCUAUGUCAUUUUGAACAAGAAUGUUUAAGCGUUUGGUAUCAUGCUGUGGAUGUUUUUCUUGUCUUUUCGUAUUAUUUAGAAUUUCUGUAACAAUUUCAUUAUGUGAAGUGUUUAUUGGUUUGGGGUUUUUUUUAAACUCUAGAAACAAAAAAAAUGAAAAGAAGAUCUGAUCUCUUAAAAAAAAAACAACUAAGAAGAGAUUCAGUGUGAUUCUGCCAUUUGAAUUGUUGAACACUGGGUCUCCAGUCAGAGCAGUUUUAGCUCUGUUUGAAUUGAUUACACGGCUGUUCUCUUAGGUUCCAUUUCUAAUUGCAGUUGUGUUUUUGGUUUACACAUAUCUCUUUCUUAUGUUUGAUUGUUAUUUUAAAGUACAGAGGGGUGUCUUUGGAAGCUAAUAUUGAGACUUAAUGUAGUUGACUCUCGCUUACUCAGUGAAUGGCAAUGUUCUCUUUCCAUGUGAAACAUUCCCUUUUCAUAAUGUGGCAAAUUUUUGUUUGCUUACAACUUUGAUGUUCAUGACACUGCUCUUGGCAGUUUUCUCAUUGACAAGGCUGGAAUGUUUUGGAGUGUGUGGUCUGCUUUUACACCUAUCUCCAAAGCCGAGGUUUUUUAGCCUGAGGGCAGGACGAAGCGUCAUGUGAUGGGCCUCCCAUGUCACCAUGUCAAGGGUUUGUUUUUGUCAUUUAGAUGGAGAAAAUGUCCUCAGAAAAUGCCUGCAAUAAGAAAAGUUCUCUUACUUUGCUACAAAACUUUUAGAUUCCCUGUCUUGAGUUGCAAAGAAAGGGUCUCGGUUGUUGUAGCAAACGAUAAGUUUUGAUGGAACAAAUUGAUAUUGGCUCAUGCACUUUGACCCUUGUCCUGUCUUGUCUAUGUUCGUAAGGAAACUUAGUAGUAAUAUGAUCUGACCAAUGAAUUACUUUUGAUAUGGCAUUAAGUACUUAUAAGAGCGCUGCUGUCUUAAAAAUAGUGCAACUUCUUUUCCAGAAGAGAGAAAAGUGAAAAAAAGUUCAAAUAUGUAACUGGAAGUAUUGUUCCAGUGUCACUAAGUCCAAAAUAAUAUGUUUUUUAUUAUCUAUGACAGUAAUUAUGAAGUGAGGCUAAUGUAUUAGGUCAAUGGUUUUACGCAUUGACCUUUUUUUUUCUAAAGUUUGUUCAUUUUAUUCUAUAGCCAUUCUCAAUUCUUUACUCUACCUUCUUUUCAAAUGCUCUAUAAUAUGGUAAAAAAAAAGCCAUAUCACCCCGUUUUCUAUGACCAAAUAUUGGUUUAUAUUUAGUGUUACCAUAAACUCCUAAACCCUUUUCUUAAUCCUAUCCGUACAUUGUGUUUUACUAUCGUAUCCAUACGAUGUAGGGAACUCUGUGCCACCACUUUCUAAAGAAAAAAUUUACUCGUUAAUCCGAUCCAUACACUUUGCAUAGCAGUCUCUCAAAAUGAUUUUUUGAGAAAUACUGAAAGUUUCAAAGAGAUCUUCAUACUAGAACUAGAAGUAUUUUAAAAUGUGAAGAAUACAACCCCGGGGGUACAAAACGACUCCAGGGUGUACGGAUAGGGUUAAGGUCAUGGUUCUCCAACCUGUAUUUCCAGCAUUAAUGGUUUUGUGUGUUGAAUUCUUUAAAAUUCUGUAAAUCUAAUCUACUUACCUCAUGACAGAGCCAUUGCAGUCUCUCAUUUAUUUGUCUGACGCUAUUCACUGACAUUUUGAUACUUUGUAACUGGGUCCUUCCCGUUGAAGAAUUUGAAAGUCCCAGGGUCCUAAUCUCACUCUGAUAUAAGAUAUUGAAUUAUUAUGGAUGGAAAGCACGUGUCAGACAGUGUCCCAUUUCACCAAGGUUCCUAUGGUCUAUGAGGCAGCUUCAGGGUUUAUUGGUUUGUUGUAUACCUUUUUUCCCCCUAAAGGGCCGGCUUUUUAAAGCAAAGUUUUAGGAGUGUUUUCCAUUCUUGCCGAAACAGUUGAACUUUUGAAACCCACUAGAGAUGGUUGCAUGACUUAUGUAAAUUAUACUUUGACUACUGUUCUUGUUCACUUACCCAAAAUAUACUUAUGAAUGUAAAUAUACUUGAUUAUAUAUUGCAAGCUUUUACACUAUUUUACUCCGCUCCUCCCCAUUCAUGUCAUUUUUGUUUUCUUAUUGUUAUGUUGUCAUGAAUCAUAACGAAUUUUUUGGCUGUGUUGCACAGUGAUCCCAAUCAUUUAAGACCUGUACUUGCGUACCACAAAGAAAGAAAAUUGAUUUUGAAAGAGGUAUUGAAUACUUCUGUUAUGGUCGAGAGCCCUCUUCGUUUAAGAUCAGCUUAGUGGAUGCUUGAGGCUGUUAAAAAUAUCCGGUCUUUAAGUUGGGGAAAGUCGCUGUGAAUGGUAUUAUUUUUUCAAGUAACAUGAAACCUCAGCUUACUUGAAUUUUUUCAUCUUGUUUUAUAUAUAGAAGCUUUUAUCUGCACUCUUCCUGUCUCAAGUUGCUUACCUGUGUUUGCUUGUCCACUCACAGAAUAAUUGAAAAGAAAAAAAAA